This is a messenger RNA of Solenopsis invicta (red fire ant), 2553 nucleotides long. Its product is annotated as 25S rRNA (cytosine-C(5))-methyltransferase nop2. The record is from RefSeq and is a predicted model, not a curated record. The coding region runs from base 318 to 2537 and encodes 739 amino acids. The transcript has 7 exons. Gene Ontology annotation, molecular function: rRNA (cytosine-C5-)-methyltransferase activity; RNA binding. Gene Ontology annotation, cellular component: nucleolus. Gene Ontology annotation, biological process: rRNA base methylation; maturation of LSU-rRNA. NCBI's taxonomy places the organism in Eukaryota, Metazoa, Arthropoda, Insecta, Hymenoptera, Formicidae.
CUAGCUUCAUCCCCGUGCGCUGUGCCUGGCUGCGCUGCGCCACACGACCGGCGACCACUACGCUGUAAUCGUGGUCAUCGUGGCGCAUGGAUGUGCAUGUUUUUCUGUUUUACGAUAUAACAUUUUAAUAAAAUAACUUGACAAAAUAUUGAAAUAAUUUUACAACAGUUUUGUUAUAUAAUUAAAAUUAUUGUCUGAAUAUUAAAGUGUGCUAUAAAAUAGAAAUAUAUUUCUUCAUGCCACGUGGAGGUUAGAAGCUUGAAAUUGUUUAUACGGCUUAUUGAAAUAGAAAAGCUAUCGAGGAGUUUAUAGGUUAAAUGGGUCGCAAAGCAAAAUUUGAUAAAGAGGUUUCCAGUGGUCGUGGAAAGAAGGCAAAAAAGCAGGGCGAUCCAAUAUUUCCAAAAGGAGUUCUAAUUAAAGAAUCAAAUAAAUUAAGUCAUCGACAGAAGCUAAGAGCAAAGAAGAGAUUAUUGAAAAAAAAUGCAAGAGAAUUGCUCAAAAAGAAAACUAAUAUGAAGGAAGAACAAAUACAAUUAAAAAAUAAAGAAGAUGUAUUAAAUCAGCAAAAAUGGAAAAAAGAGAAAAAAGUAAAAUUUGUCAAUGACCGUUCUCACAAAAAGAUGGAAAUUUUGACUGAUCGAGGAUCAAAACUGGAAACAAAAGUAAAGCAAACUAAAAAGAAAGAAAAGGUGAAACAAAAAGAUACAACUAAAAAUAUAGGAAGUAAUAAUGAUGAGAAUUGUUAUAGUGAAGAUGAUAAAAUGGAAGUGUAUUCUAAUAAUCAAGUAUCUAAAUUAAAUAAGAAAACAAAGCAAAGUAAGAAAAUAAAAAGCCUAAAAGCUAAGGCUGAUAUAGAAAGUGACAGUGAUGAUCAUAUGCUAUUUAACGAUAAUGAUGACAUUGAGGAAAAUGAAGAUGGACGAAUGAACGAAGAGGAUACGAGCCGAGAUGACACUCGACUGCUUUCUACAGCGAAAUCAAAAAAAAUCUUGAGGAAAAAACAAAAAUUUAUGGAAGAUAUAGAAAAUGACAGCGAAGAAAUAGCAUCCAGUGAUGAGGAAGAAUCUGUUGAAGAUGAACAAAUGGAAGAUGAAGAGGAUACGAGCCGAGAUAAUAAUCGACUACUUUCUACAGCAAAAUCAAAAAAAAUCUUGAAGAAAACGAAACAAAAAUUUAUGGAAGAUGAUAUAGAAAGUGUCAAUGAAGAAGUAGCAUCCAGUGAUGAACAAUCUGUUCAAGAUGAGCAAAUGGAAGAGGAAAAUGAUAAAAGUGAUGAUAAUGAUUUACUUCCCAUAGAAAAAGCUAAUAAGAAAUUGAAAAAGAGGAAGGAGAAAGAAGACAAACUUGCAAAGGAAGAAAUGGAUGAUAUGAUGUCGCAACAAAGUGUGUUUUCCUUUCCAACUGAAAAAGAGCUUGCCAAUAUUACUAGCUUAAAAGAUAUUCAGCAACGAAUACAAGAUGUUAUCCUAGUAUUAAAAGAUUUCAAGAGAUUUCGAGAGAAAAAUAGAUCACGUUCUGAAUAUAUUGAACUACUUCGGCGAGAUUUGUGUACAUAUUAUAGUUACAACGAUUUCCUAAUGGAAAAACUGAUGCAGCUAUUCUCACUGGAUGAAUUAUCAGAAUUUUUGGAAGCGAGUGAAGUACAAAGACCUAUGACUAUCCGCGUGAAUACCUUGAAAACGCGACGACGCGAUUUAGCUGAGGCUCUCAUUAAUAGAGGUGUUAAUCUUGACCCAAUAGCAAAAUGGACACAGAUUGGUUUGGUAGUGUAUUCCACACAAGUGCCUAUGGGUGCAACACCGGAAUAUCUGGCUGGACAUUAUAUUAUACAAGGUGCUUCUAGUUUUCUGCCCGUAAUGGCGCUGGACCCGAAAGAAAAUGAAAGAAUUCUUGAUAUGUGUGCCGCGCCAGGCGGUAAAGCCUCGCACAUUGCUGCUAUUAUGAAAAAUACAGGGACACUAUUCGCUAACGACAUAAAUAAAGAACGAUUAAAAGCCGUUGUUGGCAAUUUUCACAGACUCGGUAUUGUCAAUUCUAUAAUCUGUAGUUAUGAUGGACGAAAAUUUCUUAAGGUAAUGAAAGGCUUCGACAGAGUUUUGUUGGAUGCUCCAUGUACUGGUACAGGGGUAGUUGCGAAAGAUCCCAGUGUGAAGGCGAAUAAAGCGGAAAUAGACAUUCAACGUUGCUGCACGUUACAAAGAGAACUGUUAUUAGCUGCAAUCGAUUGUGUUAACGCGCGUUCAGAAACGGGUGGUAUUAUCGUUUAUUCAACUUGCUCGAUUCUACCAGAGGAGAACGAGUGGGUCAUCGAUUAUGCUCUUAAGAAGCGAGACGUUAAGUUACUGCCUACCGACUUGGAAUUUGGGACUGAUGGUUUCACGAGCUACAGGCAACAUCGAUUUCAUCCCACGUUGAAAUUAACUAAACGGUUUUACCCACAUGUACAUAAUAUGGAUGGUUUCUUUGUGGCAAAACUGAAAAAAUUUUCCAACAAUGUUCUUAAUCAGAAAGAUGUAAAGGAAGAAAUAUCUAAUUAAAAUUUUAUCAAAAAUU